Pipistrellus nathusii (Nathusius's pipistrelle) is the source of this 774-nucleotide messenger RNA. The record is from the annotation of a GenBank genome assembly. NCBI's taxonomy places the organism in Eukaryota, Metazoa, Chordata, Mammalia, Chiroptera, Vespertilionidae.
AUGGCGGCGCCCAGGGCGUGCCUGCGCCUGGUGGCCCCCAUAUGGAAUUUGAGCACCAGUGGUAGCCGUUGUCUGAGCAGUGGCGUGACCCCUGAGGGCAAUCAGAGGAAGGGGGGGAUGCUGUUCCAGCUCCUGGCUGACCGAUUCUAUGAUGUGGAGGUUUUGAGGGACUAUUUGUUCCAAAAACAGCUGUCAAAAGUGCACAAGAAAAAUCGAUCCUUCGUCGGCAUCAAGAAACGAUACGGCCCAUACAUCGCAGGAGCCUCCUUUGUCCUGAAGCAGGGAGGCGCAGUCAAAUUCCAAGGCCAAGAGUGGAUUCGGGCCACUGGGCAUGGCUACUCCCGCCUCAAGUUGUUGAAUUUCCAGGCAGUACCUAUAGAGGCGGUGGAUGCCAGUGACUGUGCCAUCAACUACGAAGGCCUGGACAACGUCUUGGCCCUGAAGGAGCUGCAAUCCCUGUGGCUGCAGCGCUGUCCCCAUGUGGAUGACUGGUGUCUCAGCCGCCUCCACCAGCUGGCCAGUUCAUUGCAGGAGCUCUCGCUGGCUGGUUGCCCCCGAAUCUCCGAAAGGGGCCUCGCCUGCCUCCAUCACCUCCAGAACCUCCGCAGGCUGGACAUCUCAGACCUACCUGCUGUGUCCAACCCAGGCCUCACUCAGAUCUUGGUGGAGGAGAUGCUGCCCAAGUGCGAGGUUGUGGGGGCUGAGUGGGCCCAGGACCUGAAGUCGGGGCCGGAAGAGCAGUCUCGGGACACAGCCAGCCCCCUCCCUACCUAG